Ceratina calcarata is the source of this 374-nucleotide messenger RNA. Its product is annotated as 60S ribosomal protein L22-like 1. NCBI's taxonomy places the organism in Eukaryota, Metazoa, Arthropoda, Insecta, Hymenoptera, Apidae. Gene Ontology annotation, biological process: cytoplasmic translation. The transcript has 2 exons. The coding region runs from base 21 to 305 and encodes 94 amino acids. Gene Ontology annotation, molecular function: RNA binding; structural constituent of ribosome. The record is from RefSeq and is a predicted model, not a curated record. Gene Ontology annotation, cellular component: ribosome.
AUAUAACAUCAUUUGAAUGAAUGUUUCUCAUACAGGAAAAGUACCUCCACGAAAGAAUAAAAGUUUCCGGAAAGACGAACAAUUUUGGCAACAAUGUUAGUUUAGAAAGGGACAAGAUGAAGCUCUCCGUCAACAGUGACACUGACUUUUCUAAGCGGUAUCUCAAGUAUUUGACAAAGAAAUACUUGAAGAAGAAUAAAUUACGUGACUGGUUACGCGUAGUAUCUAAAGAUAAGGAGACCUAUGAGCUGAGGUACUUCCAGAUCAACAGCCAGGAAGAUGACGACGAGGAAGAUGCCGAGUAAAGUUUGUUCUUAUUUUUACAGAAUUAUCUGUACAUAUUUCCAUAAAUAAAUGAUUGAAUCAAAUAAUUA